Neltuma alba is the source of this 716-nucleotide messenger RNA. RefSeq names its product pentatricopeptide repeat-containing protein At1g43980, mitochondrial-like. The record is from RefSeq and is a predicted model, not a curated record. Bases 67 to 369 code for a protein of 100 amino acids. The transcript has 3 exons. Gene Ontology annotation, molecular function: protein binding. Lineage: Eukaryota; Viridiplantae; Streptophyta; Magnoliopsida; Fabales; Fabaceae.
UGUUUGAUGAAAUGCCUGUGAGAGAUGUGGUCAGUUGGAACACGAUGAUUUCAGGUUAUUCUUCUCAUGGGUUUGGUGAUCAAGCUUUUCAAAUUUUCCUUGAGAAUGCAAAAUAUUGGCACGAGGCCAAGUGUAUUCACUUACACUAUCAUGGUGUCACUUGUGUCAAGUCCCUGUCAGGGACAUCAAGAACUGGCAUUAGAGCAGUUCCAUCGUAUGAGAAGCAAAGAGUUGUCCCCUGACGAGUUUACGUCUUCAAUACUGAUUAGUGUGUGUUCUAACCUGCAAGAUUUAGAACAGGAUUGGAGGAUUCCGUACAGCUUUUUAGAGAACAAUAUCAAUGGGACCCAGCUCUAUGCAGUUCCAUGAUUUCAAGCUAUGCUAGACAUGGUUUAGGAGAAGAGGCAUUAGGACUUUUUGUGCUGACCUUGAGGAAGGAUCUUCGGCCUACUGAAUACAUGGUUAGUUGUCUUCUGAGUUGUCUUUCCAGUAUGUUACAAGUAGAACUGGGCAAUCAAAUCCAUUCUUUGGUUCUGAAACUAGGUUUUGAGUCAGAUGCAAUAGUUUCCAAUUCACUUGUUGAAAUGUAUGCAAAAUUGGGAUUUAUUUAUGAUGCCUUGGAUAUCUUCAAUGAAAUAAGAAGAAGAGAUUUGAUAUCCUGGAACACCAUAUUGAUGGGUCUAACCUACAAUGGUAAAGUGUCUUUGGCUAUGGAC